GUUCUGUAUCUGCUUAGUGCUAACAGAUAACUGCUCUGGUCGAUGGCCAUGGAGCUGUGUACCCGAACCUUCACAAGGGUCGUCCUUUUCAAACCUUCUUUCUCACACCCCACUUCAAACCCUCUCCUUCUUCGUGCCAACACUGCACCCUUCAAAUUCACUUCCUUCAAUCUCUCAUCAUCUUUUAUCCCUCAUCAUGUUCACCUCUUUCAACACACUUCUUCUCCAUUCCCACUCGCAGCUUCUUCUUCUUCUUCUUCAGUCGCACUUGGAGAAGAAAAGGACCGUCUUCCUGCUGAAUUGAAGGUCACUGAAACAGAGGAAUCCAACUCCAGAGUUAGAUUGCACGUGGAGGUGCCACCAUUGGUAUGUGAGGACUGUUACAAAAGGGUCAUAGCAGAGUUUAUGAAGCAUGCAAAGGUUCCUGGAUUUCGCCCUGGAAAGAAAGUUCCAGAAAGUAUUCUUGUUAGUUAUGUUGGGAGUAAAAAUGUUCAGAAGGCUACAAUUGAAUCUAUAUUGAGGAGGACACUUUCCCAUGCUAUGACAUCGGUUACUGGAAGGGCUUUGCAAGACUCUGUACGUAUAAUGACUAAGUUUUCUGAGAUGGAGGAGACAUAUUCUUCUAAUGGGUCUCUUAGAUAUCAUGUUAUUGUUGAUGUUGCACCAGAAAUCAAAUGGAUUCCUGAUAAUAAUGCCUACAAAAAUUUGAAGAUUUUUGUUGAGAUAGAGAGUGAUAUAGACGCCCACAGAGCAUCUGAACAAGAAUUCAGAAGGCGGUACAAGUCCAUUGGUUCACUGAAAGUAGUUACUAACAGAGGGCUACAGGUUGGUGAUGUUGCUGUCGUUGACAUCUCAGCAACAACCAUUGAUCAAGAUGAAUCAAAUGUUAAAAAUAUUUCUUCUGCUGAAAGUAAAGGUUUUAAUUUUGAUACAGAAGAUGGUGACAAAUUAUUACCGGGUUUCCUGGAUUCUAUAAUUGGAAUUUGUCGUGGUGAAACAAAGUCCUUUCCUCUUGUAUUUCCUGAAACAUGGAAGCAAGAAAAUCUUCGUGGUGUUCAUGCUCAGUUUACUGUUGAAUGCAAAGAACUUUUUUACAGAGAUUUACCAGAGCUGGAUGAUUCUCUUGCUGAUAAGCUUCUCCCGGGAUGCACCACUGUGGAACAGGUCAAAGACUUGUUGUUACAGAGAUACCUUGAGGUGGAGCAAACAGCUAGAGAACAAGCAGCUGACAAUACUAUCUUAGAUCAGAUUUCUAAGAUGGUAGAAGUGGAUAUACCUCAAUCCCUGUUUGAGGAGCAAGGUAGGCAGCUUUAUGGGGCCAACCUAUUAGAAAUACAGGCAAAAAUGCAACUAAAUGAGCAGCAGCUGGCAUCUCUAUCAAGUCCAAAGGCUGUCAAUGAAUAUCUUGAGCAUCAGAAGGAAAAUAUAACAAACUUGAUAAAACAGAAUCUGGCAGUUGGUGAUAUAUAUAGGCGUGAAAAUCUGCAGUUUUCUACUGAGGACCUUGUCAAAGAGGUUGAGAAUUCCAUUGCCGAAUUCAAACUUCAAAAUCAAGAAUAUGACGAGGAACGGGUGAAGGAACAGGUUCAAGAAAUACUGGAAGGAGCUAAGGUGCUUGAAUGGUUGAGAGAACAUGCAGAGAUUCAGUAUAUAACUAGGUGAGAGAUGAGCACUGGCCCAAACAAAUCAGGAAAAUGACAUUGCAGGUUGCUCACAAGUCUAUAGAAGAAUUUAUCUGAGGUCACUGUAUUCACAAGUUGUUGUCUGAGAAUGCGGCCAUAAACGAAUAGCAUUGCUGUGAAGAAAAAAUGCCUGGACAUUGUAUUCAGAAUCUUAUCUUCGUGAAAUUUUUUUUUCUCAUAUGUACAUGAUCAUUUAAAAUUACAGUAGCAUAGAUGCCUACCAGUUCAAUCGCUUAAACUUAGGGAGACGUUUAUGUUGAGUAGCUCUUUUCAGUAGAUUGAAGAGCUCACUGGCCAUAAAUAUUUGGAUAACAA
Molecule: messenger RNA, 1997 nt
Organism: Abrus precatorius (Indian licorice)
Lineage: Eukaryota; Viridiplantae; Streptophyta; Magnoliopsida; Fabales; Fabaceae
Product: trigger factor-like protein TIG, Chloroplastic
Exons: 14
Coding region: 43-1662 (539 amino acids)
Biological process (GO): protein transport; protein unfolding; 'de novo' cotranslational protein folding
Molecular function (GO): peptidyl-prolyl cis-trans isomerase activity; protein folding chaperone; ribosome binding
Source: RefSeq, a predicted model, not a curated record